GUCUGAUAAUACCACAUAUCCUGCCACCAACCAUUAUUACUGUGCACUAUAACUAUUUAAAAUGACAUAAAACAACAUGACUGUCAUGGCAGCCUGAAGUGAUUAUUUUUCAAAAUAGUACAGCUCCUUAACAGGUCUAACAAUUGCAUAACUAGUUUAUGAACUGAAUAAUUAUUUAAAUAUGUAGACAUUUGGGGAACCUUGAUACACAGUCAAGUUAGUUCAGACAGUAUGACCGGAAAAGAUAGAUGUGUGGCAGAAGAGGUGGGACAGUGAGCCCAAGGGACGGCAUUUAUCCUCACUAGGGUAGGGGGCACUAUUUUCACCUCUGGAUGAAAGGUGUGCCCAAAGUAAACUGCCUGUUUCUCAGGCCCAGAAGCUAGGAUAUGCAUAUAAUUGGUAGAUUUGGAUAGAAAACUAAAGUUUAAAAUAAAGAAAUCUAAAGUUUAAAAUAAUGUCUGUGAGUAUAACAGAACUGAUAUGGCAGACCAAAACUCGGGAUAAAUCUAUCCAGGAAGUGGGAUUUAUUUAUGUUUGUAGUUUUAUAUUGAAUGCCUAUACAGUACCCCAUGACUUAGGACUCAAAUUGCACUUCCUAUGGCUUCCACUAGAUGUCAACAGUCUUUAGAAAUUGUUUCAGGCUUGUAAUUCUGAAAAAUGAGGGAGUAAGACCACUGGGAAGUCGCCAGACCUGUUUCCUGAGCAUGACCGAGAGUGCGCCUUUAUAUUGACGACGCUAUUGUCCGGUUGAAGUAAUAUCGAUUAUUUAGGCUGAAAACAACCUGACGAUUGAUUAUAAAAAUCAUUUGACAUGUUUCUACAAACUUUACGGAUACUAUUUGGAUUUUUCGUCUGCCUGUUGUAACUGUCUUUGAGCCAUUGGAUUACUGAACAUAACGCGCCAACAAAACUGAGGGACUUUAUCGAUCAUCAAAGGUAAAUUAUACAUUUUAUUACUAUUUCUGACUUUUGUGACUAAUCUACUUGGCUGGUAUGUAAUGUUUUGUGUGCUGGGCGCUGUCCUCAGAUAAUCGCCUGGUAUGCUUUCGCCGUAAAGCCUUUUUGAAAUCUGACACAGCGGCUGGAUUAACAAGAAGUUAAGAUUUAUUUUGAUGUAUAACAAAUAUAUUUUGAAGAAUGUAAAAUAUUUGAAUUGAGUGUUUUUGAAUUUCGCUCCCUGCAAUUUCACUGGAUGUUGGCCAGGUGGGACACUACCGUCCCAGGUACCCAUAAGAAGUUAUAUGCUCUCCAAAUAAAGGUCGGUGGACAAAGAUUCAAAGGUCAGAUUAAAGGAAGAGGUGGUGUUUACUCAGUUGCACCUAGGAGAUUGUACAUUGAACUCAUCAUUACAUCUGGUUGGAAAGCUUGUCAAUGGUGCGUGUAUGCCUUGAGUGUAUGGUUGAUGAAACAGUGUAGCAUGUGUUGAUGUAUUGAUAUAUUGUAAGUACUGAUAUGUGGAAGAGAGAGAAAGAUCGAUGUGUGCAGUGGUUUGUCCUUUAAAAGUUGUAGCGCACUCCAGCACAGCUUGCGUGGUGCCGCAUAAUUCUAUGGCACAUUAUUUAAGUGCCAACGACUGGUACUAUUAAUGCUCGUUAGUGCUAGUUUGACAACCAGAGGGCAUCUUUGAGAAUCAUUUGACAGCCUUUAAUAGUGGCUGUAAGAGAUUUAAAAAAUUUGUACGAACAUAGUAUAUGGGACUGAUUUUAAGAAAUGUUGCUUAAUUAAUUAGAUUAAUAUUAUGGUGUUUCUACUCCAAGAAAAAUUAGUUGGGUUUCCGUUAGGAUUGAAUGGAAAAUAUGGUGCUGUACAACUUGAAGGUCAGGAGUGGGCUACAGUGCUGGACUAUUUAGCUAAAUAAUCCCCAUGUCAUGUGGGCAUGCGGGAGACUGGGGUUCAAUACCCUGCUGGGGAGGAAGGAGUAGGCUGUCCUUGUAAUUAUGAAUUUGUUCUUAACUGAUUCCAUAUGUUUUAUUUCAUAGUUGAGAUGUAUUCACUAUUAUUCCACAAUGUAGAAAAUAGUAAAAAUAAAGAAAAACCCUGGAAUGAGUAGGUGUGUCCAAACGUUUGAGGCCAUCAAGAUGUUUUGGCUAGAGAAAUUGACGAUACUACAAUGCAACAAAUACAUUUAUCAUCUCUGCAAGAUUUUCCCGUUGUCGUGGAGCUUGGUGGAAGUGCAACUAAAAUGUAGUUUAAAUAACCAUCUAGAUUUUGAUGGUCUUUUUUUCUAGUGAUUUUAUUAAUGAAGGCAUCUAGAUGUUUAUGAAGAAAUUCUUGUACCUCUAUUUUGAGUUUGAAAUGUAACACUUCAGAGUACUUUAGCAUCGAAUACAUUGCAGGUAGGGGAAUGUUCACACCUACAAUUGCCGGGCUAUAAAGAGUCUAUUGUCCUGAUAAUCGGGCAACAAGUGUUUGAAAAGCUUUUUUCAAAAUGCCACAAGCUGUCCAUCACUACUAUAAAUAAAAACACAGCAUCUUAUUUAUAUCGCAUUUACAUUCUUUACCACAAUGUCACAAAUAAUUUGUAUCUACCUUUCCAAUUACUUUUAGAGUUUGGGUUUAAUUUGAUUAAUUGGUAUUGGUGUUUAUAUUCCAAGAAAAACAAAAAUCCCUCUGUGUUUCCAUUAGGAUGGAACUAAAAAUAUGGCGCUGUACAACAUGAUGAUCGGAAGUAGGCAACACAGUACUGGGCUAUUUAGCGAAAGAAUCCCUGUAUCAUCAGCAGGCAAUGCGGGAGACCUUGGUUCCUUGUAGGCUUCUUAACGAACUUACCUAGUUAAAUAAAGGUUACACUAAGAGCAUAACAUUUCUACACCAUCAUUUUUAGUCUAACCAAUAUCCAAACAGAGAUUCAGUCAAAAUAAAAAUCUCAUUGAUUUAUCAAGACCAGUCCCCAUACUUGUCUCAGAGCAGCAGGAAACAGUGCUAAAAUAUUUGUAGGCUAAAGCUUCAAAUCCUAUUGCUUCUAACUUCAAUAUGCUCUUUAAAUAAAUAAGACCUACACCACUUUUAACAGCACAUUUACUUUGUAAGUCGCUCUGGAUAAGAGCGUCUGCUAAAUGACUUAAAUGUAAAUGUAAAUGUAGUGAGUCUCAUGUGGCCUACGGUAGGCCUACAGUAUAUCAAACAAUAUGACGUGACUCUCCACCAAUAAUUACUGUACAUAUAGAGGAUUGGAGGAUUCUAAAUAAAAUAUAAAAGCUGCCUCUUGGGUCUCCCGGUGGCUGCCAGCACGGGUAACUGUAGCAACGCAUUUAGCAUUGCAUUGCAAUGUGGUGACUUAAACAGCUGCGCAACUGGGUAGGCCCCAUCCACAAAGUAUCAAAAUACAGACGGGCUAUUAUAAUACUGUACAUGGUGUCCAAGUCAUGAUUACCAAAACAUCUAUUUAUUAAAGAUAUCAGAAAGAAUGUUGGUACUUGAGCCAAAGCCAUGAAUGAGGUAGUCCCUCAGCUUUAUGUAAAAAAAAUGUUUUUACGAAAGUUAAUGUAAUCUGAAUAAAGGCCAAAAUAAUAUUGGUAUAGGCCAAAACAUUUAUUUCUGUUUUUAGAGGGAGAGAAACACUGGGCCAAUUGUAUGUCGCCUAUGGGACUCCCAAUCAUGGUCGGAUGUAAUACAUAAUAAUAAUAAUAAUGAUAAUACUUGACUGAGAAAUACAUUUGACAAUAUAAUUCUCCACCUACCCUCCAUCUAGGCAAGUCUAUUGUCCAGCUACCUGCUAGAACAGUGGGAACAUUUCCCUAGUCAGCGCCAUCAUUAGUGGAAUGCCCCUUAAAGUGUUGCUCUGUGCUACCCAGUGUGGCCGGGUGGGGGUCCAAGUUUGCUGGGUCUGUCAUGGCCAGUUCGUACUAUAAAGACACAAGGCGAGACCCAGAUGCAGACACAGGAGGCAGAUGGUUAGAGUUUUACAAUAUUUAUUAAUCCAAUAGGGCAAGGCAAGAGAAUGGUCGUGGACAGGCAAAAGGGUCAAAACCAGGUCAGAGUCCCAAAAAGUACCGAAGGGAAGGCAGAAUCAAGGUCAGACCAGGCAGGAUGAUCAGGCAGGCGGGAAAGAAGUCCAGAGUCGGGCAGGGGUCAAAACCGGGAGGACUAUCAAAAAGAGAAUAGCAAAAGGAACCCAGGAAAAACACUCUGGUUGACUUGACUAACAUACACAGAGAGACAGGAAACACAGGGAUAAAUACACUGGUGAAAACAUGCGACACCUGGAGGGGGUGGAGACAAUAACGAGGACAGGUGAAACUGAUCAGGGUGUGACAAGCGUAGAGAAUUAUGUCAAGAUUCGAAAAUUACUGCACACUCACAAAUACGCCACGUCCCCACAUGGAUGACUUUUCUCCUUCUCACACCAAAAUCCAUUUGCUCUCACAACUGCUUACUAUACUUUUAUAACAAGGGGGAAAUUCUAGCCAAUGAACAUAGCCUGUAGUAGUCUACUGAAACUCAAUUGGUCAGGUUUUUAGACCAAACACUGUUUGACAGCUCUCUAACCGGAUUUUUGCCCAUAGAGAUGAAAGGGAACGGGGAAAGGUGAGUGAUCACUGACAAUAAUAAAGAGGUAAGUUCAACAGUUUUUCAGUAGAGAAACUAGAUAACCAACUAGCUAGAUAAUCAACUAUGAUUUCAAUAUUGAAAUUAUAGUAAGUAGUUAUUCUGUUAUUAAAGCAAGCUAUUGAUAUGGAAAGGAACAUCAAUUAGGUAGGAUGCUAACUAGCUAACUUUAGUUAGCUAACUAACAUUAGAGAAAAUUAAUUAGCUAGCUAAUGUUACACCUUGUGGUUUAAGCAAACCCGAGGUGGUUUCAUUUUCUAAGAGUGUUGUACCUAAGUUGAGAGGGGAUUUUAUUAGAGGAGGAGGACUUGGAAGACCAGCAUGAAUGGGUGGCAGACGAGGGGGGCAAGGUUGAGAUCAGACAGGGAAGACCCCUAUUGGGGAAGAGGUCAGUGAUUUGAAGUGGAGGGGGUGCCAAGAGAGGUCAGGCUCUGAACCAAAUAAUAGCCAGUAUAGUAAACUGCUUACAGCAUACAUUGAGGUACAAUCUGAUUGACAGCAUGGCCAAUGUCUUCAAACCUUCCAACUUGUUGUGUAAUGUUUAUGGCCGAUGAGCACCGAUAAGUUUUAUCUAUAAUCUCUUAAUAUGACAAGGGUUUAAAAGAAUUUGCCAGUAGAUUGCCGACUUCAUGCAUGAUGACAAUUGCUUGUCUAGCUUGCUAGCUAAGAUUUUGAAAGUAAAAUGUUGACAUGAUCAGUCCAAUCAAAGCGACGGUAGAUAUUUUAUCUAUGGCCAAUGAUGGGUACUUCUAAUAUAAGUCUAUGGCAUGAAUUUUCAAGCUCUACCCAUAGAUUUAGCGGUGAUGUAGUGUCCCCAUGAGUGACAGAACACUGAGCCAACUAGAGAAUAUUACCAACCCCUACAUUCCGUAUUUUAUGUUUGUAUGUGGCUUUAACUAAAUGAUAAUUUUUUUAAUAUAUAUUUUUUACGUUUUUUGCAAACUGAUAUGUGACAUGUAUUAAUGCCAAAAUAACAUGCAAAACAGGUGGGGCUCAACUUGGGAGGCUCUGCCCCACCUGCCCUGAAUGACGCAUUGCCACUGCUAUUAUAUGAUGGUGAAGUUCUCUGCUCAGCUGACAGAAACAGGAGAUACAGGAGUCCAUUCUGUUCCAAGUAGGGUACCUUGGCUCUCCUCUAUGUACAGCACUCUGGGGACUUUCUGCAGUUGUUCUCAGGAGAACAGCGAGGCAGAGGACACCAAGUUUGGACCAAUUAUGCUAACGUCCCGCUUUAAGAACCUGGAGAUCUUCACUGGUUCUGAGGGAGGUGACUUGGCCACAAACUGUACCUGGGACACCUUCCAUCGCUACCACUGUCUGAAAAACUGCCGCAGGGUGUUCAAGACAUCUGCUGCAACUUCAUCUUUAGUGUGUCAGCUCUGCUGCACCUGGGAGCUACAGAUGUUUCUGGCAUGCUGAUAACAUCUGAUCUGAUGAUAUGCGAUUUGACUUCUGUAUUACUGACUGUAUGCAAUAAAACUGUCAAUGCCAAAUCAAAAUAAUUUGGGAUUCUGUAAUUGACAAUCGUAGUUCCCAAUCAGACAAUCACUAUAAAACAAAUGUUUUCCUCAGUGAAAUGUAUGGUGAAUGUGUUGUUUUGUCCUCAGUCCUCCUUUGGAUGCUGUUUCAGUUCUAAACGACCAUCAUUGAGUCUAUCCUCACCACCUCUAUCACUGCAAUGGAUUGUCCAGUCUGCUGAGAGGUUCAUUGGGUGCCACCUGCCCUCCAUCGAUGUCCUGCACGACUCCAGGGCAAGGAAGCGCGCAGGAAAAAUCAUCGCCGACCCCUUUCGCCCCCUCUUCCAAAGACUCUCUUCUGGCAAACGGUUCAGGUCAAUCAUGACCAAAACCUCCCACCACCUGAACAGUUUCUUCCGUGGCCCUGACCAACCGGCCACCUGGUCUGCGAUAAUCCUGUCAUCCAUGGAUUUUGCACUAUUCAUCCAUAAACUAUGCGCCCUGCAUGAUCAUCUCAGUACUGCACAUUUUAUAAUGUAGCUUAAAGUGUUCAUUGUGUACUUACUGUAUGUGGAUCUGUGGACAAUCUGCAUCUAUAUAUUUUUAAUUCUGUAUAUUCUGUUUAUCGUCUGUCUGUAUAUUAUGUUUAUUGUUGCAGCACCAUUUUAUAGAGUUCUGUACAUGCACAUAUAUUUGCAGAAUAAAGCUGAUUCUGACAUGUUAACCUA
Oncorhynchus keta (chum salmon) is the source of this 6733-nucleotide messenger RNA. RefSeq lists its product as uncharacterized. Bases 5575 to 5967 code for a protein of 130 amino acids. NCBI's taxonomy places the organism in Eukaryota, Metazoa, Chordata, Actinopteri, Salmoniformes, Salmonidae. The transcript has 4 exons. The record is from RefSeq and is a predicted model, not a curated record.